Molecule: messenger RNA, 1209 nt
Organism: Ostertagia ostertagi
Lineage: Eukaryota; Metazoa; Nematoda; Chromadorea; Rhabditida; Trichostrongylidae
Source: the annotation of a GenBank genome assembly
AUGAAUCUACAAUCAGCCUAUUUUGUCCUGUACAUUGUCGUGCCAACUCUUGGAAUUGGUCUCAAUUGGUAUGUCCUAUGGAGACUGCUGCGAAUUGCCAGGCGGAGUGCUAUUCGGUUUGAGACCACAUCGGGACUUCCGUUGGCUGCAAUGUCUGCUGGUGAUUCAGUUACGCUACUAGCACAGCUUGUUCAAGCAUUGUUCCAUAGUGUACCAAAAAAUGGGCUACCGACGUGGCUAUUGAGUGGCACCUGCAAGAUCGAUUUAUAUCUCAUGCAUACGACGUCGGCAUUCUCAGUGUGGUGUUGGUUGGCGUUAUCUAUACUGAGAUACACGGCUGUAUUCCAUCCAAUAAAGUAUCGAACAAUUUGGAGGCAGCCAAGGAAUGCAUUAAAAGCAUUGGCCUGCUUUUGUUUCCUUUUCGAAACAUGGAUAUUGUUCUUCGUCGUUUAUAGCGAGGAUGGACGUGCAUGCGUCGAAAAGCCGACCAUAUCUCAGCACAACGUGAAGGCAGCACACCUAAUGGAUAUUGCCUUGUUCUAUGCGGUUCCUUCACUGCUAAGGAUUUUCUUCGACGGCAUCGUGCUUUUCCAGUGCUACAGUCCUUUUCCAAUGUCCGACGCUCCUUUGUACGAAAGACGAUUUGCGUUUAGUGUACCAACACAAAGUCGAAGACAUUUGCAUCAAAAAAGCACUAACAUUUUCUUGUUCCGUUUCCAGCACUUCACAAAAAAGCGUCAGAUGCAUCUGAAGAAAAAAACAGCAAUGGUGAUGCGUUCGAUCAUUAUAUCAGUAUUGAACUUAGUUUUGAAUCUACCAUCACACAUUCUUCGGACAUGGCAGACGCUUGACGACAGCGGUGUCGAUCCGGAUAUGAUUUCUAUUCUUGAACCACUUCACAAAAAAGCGUCAGAUGCAUCUGAAGAAAAAAACAGCAAUGGUGAUGCGUUCGAUCAUUAUAUCAUUUUGAAUCUACCAUCACACAUUCUUCGGACAUGGCAGACGCUUGACGACAGCGGUGUCGAUCCGGAUAUGAUUUCUAUUCUUGAACCUAUUUGCCAAAUCAUGUACUUCUCGCAGUUCAUGUGCAACGCCUUCUAUCUGAGCACGAGCAUUUAUGAAACGAAUGGUACAUCUCGUAAUACAGUUGUUGUGAACAAUGGUCGCCAACAUAUCUCUCGAUGUAUCUCCAACGAUGACGAGACCUGA